GACAUAAACAGAUGUUUUUAUUUUGCUCUGCAUAGAAAAAGUUGCGUUGUAGCAAAAAGGAAAUAAUAUUAGUGUAAUUUGCAAGGAAAUCUCGUAAAAAUGAGUUCUGGUGUUGUGCGAGCACCAGUCUCGCAGCUUAUCCACAAUAAAGAAGAGGAUGUUGACAGUGAGGAACCAAAAAAGAAAUCCCGUGAAGAUUGGCGUAAAGCCAAAGAGUUGGAAGAGGCUCGUAAAGCGGGUACUGCACCAGCUGCUGUAGAUGAGGAGGGUCGAGAUAUCAAUCCACAUAUACCACAAUACAUUUCCAAUGCACCUUGGUAUUAUAAUGCACAAGGUCCAACAUUGAAACAUCAACGGCCACAAAGAGAGGAUGAGCAGGGUCAGCUGGAAAAACGUGCACCAAAAGGUUUAGAUACCACUAAAUUAGUGACGAAAUUCCGAAAAGGUGCAUGUGAAAAUUGUGGUGCGAUGACGCAUAAGAAAAAGGAUUGUUUGGAGCGACCACGCAAAGUGUUAGCCAGAUAUGCUGAGUCGAUUGUAGUGCAUGAUGAGCAUGUGGUGCAAGAUACAGCAGUUAAUUAUGAUGAAAAACGUGAUCGUUGGAGCUCAUAUGAUCCCGCCAAUCAUAAAGAAAUUAUUGAGGAAUAUGAAAAAGUCGAGGAAGCGAAAAGACAACUAAAGGCAGAGAAGUUAAAAAAAAAUCCUGAUGCAGAGUUUUCGGAUGAUAAUGACAACGAGGACAAAUAUGUAGACGAGGUAGACAUGCCUGGCACAAAAGUGGACUCAAAACAACGUAUUACCGUGCGUAAUCUGCGUAUACGCGAGGACACGGCAAAAUAUCUUAGAAAUUUGGAUCCGAAUUCAGCUUAUUAUGAUCCUAAAACACGUUCUAUGCGUGAUAAUCCAAACCCACACCAGGCACCAGAAGAAGUGGAGUUUGCUGGGGAAAAUUUUGUACGUUUUUCAGGUGACACUACAAAACAUGCUACAGCUCAACUGUUCGCUUGGGAAGCCCAUGGCAAAGGUGUGGAUGUCCAUUUGCUUGCUGAGCCCACAAAGUUAGAACUCCUGCAAAAGGAGUACGACAAGAAAAAAGAACAGUUCAAAUCUAGUACUAAAGACGACAUAGUGGAGAAAUAUGGCGGCGAGGAGCAUCUAAAAGCGCCUCCGAAGUCGCUGCUUCUUGCUCAAUCAGAAGAAUAUAUUGAAUACUCACGAAGUGGAAAAGUUAUUAAAGGCAUAGAAAAGCCAAAGGCUCGUAGUAUUUACGAAGAGGAUGUCAUGAUUAAUAAUCAUACAACUGUUUGGGGCAGUUAUUGGAAUGGUGGACGUUGGGGCUACAAGUGUUGCAAGUCAUUUAUUAAGAACUCUUACUGCAUAGGCAUGAAGGAUCCAGAAGCGCUCGCUGAUCUGCUAAAUCCCGCCCCGGGCACUAGCGUACCAGAUACUGCAAUAACUACAGAAGAGGCAAGAGAAGAAAAAGAGAACCCAGCAGAAUCGGCAUCUUCUUCAUCCUCCUCCUCGUCAUCGUCAUCAUCUUCGUCUUCCUCAUCAUCUUCUUCAGAAGACGAAGAAGAGACCAAGAAGACGCAGUUAGAAAAUAAAAAAGUGAAGAAAAAAAUGAAGAAGCGUGAAAAGAAACGAAAGUCUAAGAACCAAAAGCGAAAGGAGAAAAAAGAAAAAGCAAAGGAAAAAGCACUACGUGCAAAGGAGAAGGCGCAGUUGGAAGCCGCUUUGCGUGAUAUACACGCCAAGUCGGAAGAUGAAGACGAGCACAAGGAUGAACGUAAACGCGGCUACAACAGCAAAUACGACGUUAAGGCACCGACGGAAGAAGAAAUCGACGAGUGGCAACGUAAGCGGCAGCGCACAGAUGAUCCUAUGAUGCAAUUUAUGUCUAAAUAAACGAUUUAAUGCCAAUUUA
Messenger RNA from Bactrocera neohumeralis, 1924 nucleotides. RefSeq names its product pre-mRNA-splicing factor Slu7 (gene Slu7). The record is from RefSeq and is a predicted model, not a curated record. Gene Ontology annotation, biological process: mRNA splicing, via spliceosome. Gene Ontology annotation, molecular function: pre-mRNA 3'-splice site binding. Gene Ontology annotation, cellular component: spliceosomal complex. Lineage: Eukaryota; Metazoa; Arthropoda; Insecta; Diptera; Tephritidae. The transcript is spliced from 5 exons. The coding region runs from base 100 to 1905 and encodes 601 amino acids.